Molecule: messenger RNA, 848 nt
Organism: Cuscuta epithymum
Lineage: Eukaryota; Viridiplantae; Streptophyta; Magnoliopsida; Solanales; Convolvulaceae
Source: the annotation of a GenBank genome assembly
AACGCCCUCUUAAUGGUUCCCUUUUUACAAGACCAAACUCCCCAAUUCUGCCUUGCUACGUAUCAUACGCCCGCCGUGGCAGCAAUUUCCCCCCACUUUGGUGCGUCCCUGCUUUGAACGAAAGAAGUAAAUAUGGACAACAAGGCCGGAGCUUCGAGUUCGGAAAUAGAAGUGACCUGGGGCGACCAACAGAAAAUUAACCAAUUCAGCAGACUAAACACUCGUUUCCAUGAGCUGGAAGAUGAAAUCAAAGUUGCUAAGGAAAAAAAUGAAAAUCUUGAAGAUGCGAGCAACGAGUUGAUUCUCACUGAUGAGGAGGUAGUGCGUUUUCAGAUAGGAGAGGUUUUUGCGCAUGUGGCGAAGGAAGAAGUUGAGAGCAAGAUAGAGGACAUGAAAGUGGUUACUAGUAAGAGUCUGGAGAAACUAUUGGAAGAGAAGGAGGCGAUGGUUGCCCAGAUGGCCGGGUUGAAAAAGGAACUGUAUGCGAAAUUCAAGGAUUUCAUCAAUCUUGAAGAGGAUUGAUGAAAUGACAUAGUUACUAAUAUUGCACUUCGUUGUGCCCUCCACAAAUUUACAUGUCAUUUGAUGGGGGCAGGGGGUGGGGGGAUCCCUUCACAUUUGUUUUUUUUAUUCAUAUUAUAAGGAUUUUGCCUGCCUGUGAAAUUUUCAGUGCUCCAUUUUGUUUGGAUUUGUUAUUGCUAUCACAAAUUCACAAGCUGUACGUCCUGUUUGAUUGUACGUCCCGUUUGAUUUUGAUUACUUGAUGUCUAUGUUUAAUGUAUUCCAACUUCCAAGGACCUAAUAUUUUAGAAGAUGUACAAAAUAAUGUAGAGAAGUAGAAGCAAGGG